GAGGCAAGCCCAAAUCAUUCAGCAGGUGUUUUAUUCCUAUACUGCCCCUUCAAAAUCUUUCAUCGUCGCUGGUGUCUCGUGGUUUAUGCUCUCUCGAUUCCCUUCUCGAUCUCCUCUCUAUUGCUGAUCACUGUGAAAGCUCGUCUCUCUUGUAUCUUCCGGUGGAUCCUACAACCUCACCUUGGUGAGAUCUGUAUUCUAAAAAGCAUACCACUCGAAGAGUGUCUCCUGAUGAAAAAUGCAUUUUGAAUCUUGUUUAGUAUAAAAUUCCAUGCUAUAUACUGUAGUUCAGAACAUGGGCUUACUCUGCAGUAGACAUAAACGUGGUAAUCAAGCUAACACAGAAGAAAAUGCUCAGGCUGCAGAAAUAGAAAGGCGGAUUGAGCAAGAAACAAAGGCAGACAAACAUAUUCAGAAACUUCUACUACUUGGUGCUGGUGAGUCGGGGAAGUCUACUAUUUUCAAACAGAUAAAACUGCUCUUUCAAACUGGCUUUGAUGAGAGAGAGCUCCAGAGCUACACUUCAGUCAUCCAUGCAAAUGUCUAUCAGACAAUAAAAAUAUUACAUGACGGGGCAAAGGAGUUGGCUCUAAGUGAAGCAGGUUCGUCAAAGUAUGGCUUAUCCAUUGACAAUAAGGAAAUUGGAGAGAAACUAUCAGAAAUCGGAGGCAGGUUGGACUAUCCCCGCCUUACUGAAGAGCUCGUUCAGGACAUCUCAAGGAUUUGGAGAGAUCCAGCCAUACAGGAAACAUAUGCCCGUGGAAAUGAACUCCAAGUUCCAGACUGUGCCAAUUAUUUCAUGGAAAACUUGCAGAGAUUGUCAGAUACAAAUUAUAUUCCUACAAAGGAGGAUGUUCUCCAUGCCCGUGUUCGUACUACCGGUGUUGUAGAAAUCCAGUUCAGCCCUGUUGGGGAGAACAAAAAAAGUGGUGAGGUAUAUAGACUUUUUGAUGUGGGAGGCCAGAGAAAUGAGCGAAGAAAGUGGAUUCAUCUAUUUGAAGGUGUUACAGCUGUGAUAUUUUGUGCUGCUAUUAGCGAGUAUGAUCAAACCUUAUUUGAAGAUGAAAGCAGGAACCGAGUUAUGGAAACGAAAGAACUCUUUGAAUGGGUCCUAAAGCAAAAAUGUUUUGAGAAAACAUCUUUCAUGCUGUUUCUAAACAAGUUUGACAUUUUCGAGAAAAAGGUUUCAAAAGUGCCCCUGAAUGUAUGCGAAUGGUUCAAAGAUUAUCAACCAGUUUCAACAGGAAAGCAAGAAGUUGAGCAUGCAUACGAGUUUGUGAAGAAGAAAUUUGAAGAGUUGUACUAUCAGAAUGUGACGUGUGAUCACCAGGAUCGUGUGUUCAAGAUCUACAGAACGACAGCGCUGGACCAGAAACUUGUGAAGAAAACUUUCAAACUGGUGGAUGAAACCCUGAGAAGGCGAAAUCUGUUUGAAGCAGGCUUAUUGUGACAGACAGCAGCGUUUCAAAUGUCAAUAUUUCAUCACUAAAUUCUUUUUGACGAUGACAAUUUCGCCAUUUCACAGGUUAAAAGAAAAUACAUUCUAGGAACAUACCCUAUCCCUUUUUCUAGACCUUUUCACAUCAUGUAUCUAGCUUUCUUGUUGGAUUUAUCAUUAUACAUCUCAUUAACUUUUUAAAUUAUAAAAGCAUAUGUUCUUUUGCUAUGCUCUA
Molecule: messenger RNA, 1673 nt
Organism: Cynara cardunculus var. scolymus (artichoke)
Lineage: Eukaryota; Viridiplantae; Streptophyta; Magnoliopsida; Asterales; Asteraceae
Product: guanine nucleotide-binding protein alpha-1 subunit
Exons: 15
Coding region: 272-1450 (392 amino acids)
Biological process (GO): adenylate cyclase-modulating G protein-coupled receptor signaling pathway
Cellular component (GO): heterotrimeric G-protein complex
Molecular function (GO): GTPase activity; G-protein beta/gamma-subunit complex binding; guanyl nucleotide binding
Source: RefSeq, a predicted model, not a curated record